AUGCCGAGCCCUGGCGAACAACAGCCCACUGACCGAUCCACGACACAGGCAACCUGCAGGACCUUCCGGCUCCUCGCCCAGGAGAUCCUGUCUCAUCCGCCACGCCCGCUCCGAACCUCCCGGCUGCUCGAGGGCCAGGACCCAUCAACAGCCACCUCACUUAACCCCGUGCUGGCGCAGGCCUUCGCGCCCCUCUUCAGCUCCGCGGUUUGCUUCACAUCGGCGGAGCGCAAGAGCAGGCGGUGGUUCCUCUCGCUCAUCGGCGACGUGGCCCUUCCCUUCCGGCGGCUCCCCUGGGCGGCAUGCGGUGGCGACGACGGCAACACAGCCCUGAGGGACGCAUACCUCCGCCCAGCCGCGAGCUGGCGCGGGCUCAGCGUCACCUUCGCCCGCGGGCCGCCCGUCACGCGCCUCGAGGUCGUCAAGAGCUACUCAUCAGAGGAUUUCAACGAGGACGGCCGCGACCACAUGCAGCACCUGCUGGUAGACCUUUCUGCUUCAGGAGGCUUCCUGACCAUGGGCCUGCUGUACGACCUCCUCCUCUGCGGCGGCGCCGUCGGGGAUGAUUCCGCGGCCACGUUCGGGGCCGAGACUGGUGCCUGGGAUCUGCUGCUUGGCAGGCGGCUGCGCAGCUACGACCUGCUUGUCGAGUACGAGUGCUUCAUCCCCGGCGACGAGGAGCUCGUGGACUCGGGCCCUGGGGCUGAGGGGUCGGCUAUCUUGUACGUCCGGGGUGGGACCGUCGAGGUGGACGAUCAGGACCGGCGGUUUGAGGAGCCCGAGGAGGAUGAUGUUGCGUGGGUGCCUGAGAUACUGGGGGACAUGCCGAUGAUUCGACUGGCGAAUGUCUCAUGA
Molecule: messenger RNA, 855 nt
Organism: Diaporthe citri
Lineage: Eukaryota; Fungi; Ascomycota; Sordariomycetes; Diaporthales; Diaporthaceae
Exons: 1
Coding region: 1-855 (284 amino acids)
Source: RefSeq, a predicted model, not a curated record